Messenger RNA from Monodelphis domestica (gray short-tailed opossum), 5629 nucleotides. The record is from RefSeq and is a predicted model, not a curated record. NCBI's taxonomy places the organism in Eukaryota, Metazoa, Chordata, Mammalia, Didelphimorphia, Didelphidae.
UGAAGGAAGUGCAUCUGUUUUCUCUGCACCACAGAACAGAGUUCUCUGAGGAAAGAGAGUUCCAUUUUUCUAAGCCCACUGGUUUUAAUUUAACCAUUUUUAUGGAGAUUCAGCACUCCUGGGGAAGGUUGAAAGUACUGACAUCACAAGCUGGAAUUGGAUUAGUUCAUGGGUUUUGUCUUAUUAGGAGCAAUUGAAAUACCAUUUGUUGAUCUUCUUUAAAUUCUUACAGGUAAGAAACUCUGAGAUAUCUGCUUUGUGUAGGAAGAAAGAGAUCAAGGUUAGGGUUAUCAGAAGUUCCCUGGGGCAAAAAUUAAGAGGAGAAAAUUAGAGUGUCUAAAGGCUUAGCUUUGGUAUGCAGGAAGUCGGCAUAGGGAGAGACUUCAGGUCCCAUUAGAGAAUUCUACACCUAGAGUUCAUGACAUAUUUUUAAAUGCUUUUAGAUAACUGUACUUUUAUAUGAUUGACUUCCUUUGUAAGCCUAUAUAUCCAAUAAUAUUCAACAGCGCCCAAAGAGUCCAUGAUACAAAAUUAAAGUCUCCUUCAUUAGUAUGUCAGAACACUUUCCUUCUGUUAUGCCCAAUAAACCCAGAAUGAAGAAAGAAGUCUUGGAACUGGUCGUUAUAAUAUACAAGAGUAUACUAUAAUGUAUGUAGUAUGCAAAAGUAUAGUAUGCAAAACCUCUAUUUUUGUACUAUGAGACUGUAUUUUCCCAUAACAUCUCAAAAUCAACCUAUUAAAAAUAUAAACUAUUAAUCUUUCCACCAGUCUAACCCCUCUUUCAAAUUUUCCUAAUUCUGUAACAGGGUAUUCCCACAUCCUUUUAGUUCAAAGGUUCUUAACCAGAGGUCUGUGAAGGUGUGUUUUUGUUUCAUUGAACAACAAUUUCAUUAUAAUUGUUUUAUUUCGUAAUGUUAUAUAGUUUGUUUCAUGCUUUUAAAAACAUGAUUCUGAGAAGGAUCCAUAGGCUGCAUCAGGUUGCCAAUGUGUCAAUGACAUAUGCACACACACACACACACAAAUUAAGAAUCCUCAUUCUUGGGGUUUAAAUCUUCAGUGUCAUUCUCGAUUCCUCACUCUCUCUUCCCACACAUCCUUUUAGAGUCAUAGCUUGCCAUUUCUAUCUCCAUAUAUCUCACAUCUGUCUCCUCUUCAGUCACACAACCAAUCACCCUAGUAAAGACCCUUAUCACCUCUCUCUUGGAAUAUUGCUAUUGUCACCUAAUUGGUCUUCCUCACUCAAGUUUCCAUACUCCAGUCCAUCUUCCUCAUAGUGGCCAAAAUGACUUUCCAUAAACACUGGUCUGACCAUUUGUUAGUUAACAAAUAAUUUCCUUACUAAGGAAACUCUGAUGAUUUUCUUAUUACUACUACUAGGAUCAACUAAAGAGUUAUCUCUUUAAACGUCUCAGUAAUGGCUUCAAUUUAGCUUUCUAAUCAUAUGACACAUUAAUACUAUUCCCUUUCACAUACAAUAAGGACUAACCAAAUUGAACUUCUUUCAACAUGUUCCUCAUAUUCUGUACUCUCCACCUCACACUUCUAUGCCUCUAUUUUGCUCUCUUAUUACAUGAAUACAUUCUCUCCUCAUCUCACCCUUUCAGAAUCUAAUGUUAAUCUGUUAAAAUGUUGGACUUGGAGUCAAGAAGAUCUAAAUUCAAAUCCCAUCUCUAAUUAAACUUGCUAGCUAUGUAACCAUAGAUGAGUUAUUUCUCCCCUCUGAGAUUCAGUUUCCUCACUCUGCAAAAUGUGAAGUGGGACUUGAUGAUCUAGCUUUUUAGCUCUAAAUCUAUGUCCCAAGUUCCAAGACUUGGCUCAAUCACUGCUUCAAACAUGACUCCUGAUCUUUUGGUGAACCUAUGGCAUCCAUGCUGGAGGUGCUGUUCCCCUCUCCACCAUGCCUGAGGACAUUUCUCUCAUCACACCUGCUCCUCUGCCCAGAAGCCUGAUGAGAGCACUUUCUCCAUCCCCUGUCUAGGGUGUCUUACAUGUGGUGUGAGGGUUAUAGUUUGGGCACUUUGUCUCUAAAAGUUUUGCCAUCACUGUCCUAGCUUUUAGGUAUCUCUCCCUUUCCCACAUCCCAAAUUAUCUUAUCUACUUUAUAUGUUGUUUUCUUUAGCUAGAGCAUAAAUCCUAGAGGGUAGAAAUAAUUUCACUUUCUUUGAACGUUCAGUACCUACACACUACCAAAUGCACAAUACAUACUUUAUUAGUUUGUUGAUUGAUAACUUUGCUAUUUAUAAUAUUUUCAAAUGACUUCUUUAAGGUAAGGAAUGUCUAAUUUGUUAAAUGAAUGAGAAAGCCAUCUUUACAUUGGAACAAUAUUUUUAUGUACAUGGAAGAGGCAAAGUGUUGGCAUCCCAGGAGAAGAGACAGCCCCAAACACUGAGGAAUCCCAAUUCUAAACUAUGUUUUUAUCCAUUGUUUUCUCAGGUACAGUUCACAGUAAGUUUUCCAGGACACUGGGCUGACUCAAUAGAGAGAGGGGAGGGAGAGUGGGCAAGUCAAACCAUGAAAAGAAAGUGCCUAUCCUCACAGAACUUACAUGUUUUACAAAUGAGACCUCAGGUGGGGCAUGAAUUAAACUAUAUAUUUCUUAGGAGAAAUAUUGAGUCUUCUAUUGAAAGGGCACAAAGGGGCUAUCAAAUGAAUAAAAAGGAUUUAUGAAAAGGUCCAUUUUAAAUAUAAUUAAAAGUUCAACUAGUUGAAGUCUUGUUUACCAUUUGAAAACCUAUCAUUGCAAAUGUUACCUCUUACAUCCCCAUUAUACCAAGUGAUGCCAGACAGUAAUAGAGAAGUGAUGCUUUGUGAUGUCAGAAUGAUAACAUCCCCUAUGUAGGCUAGGACCACAGAAAUUAGUCCUGAAUAUUUUUAAAGUUGGUAUUUUUAUGCAUCCCUUUGAUACAGGUUCCUCUUAGGAAAAAUAAUUUCUCUGAAGAGAUUGAAUUAUUUUUGUUUUCUUUCUAUUUCAUUUAGUCUCCAUUAAAUUAAAGAGAAGCCCUUGAGGCCACCAAGGGAAUUUGACUAAUCCAGGGCCCCUGACCUGGCAACAUUUUACCUGUUUUGAUUCCUGUUCUUACUUCUAAUAGUGAGACACCUUUGGGGGAACUGAGUGAACUGGACUGCAGGGAGGAAGGAGAAGAUCUCUAGCUGAUUUAAGCUUGUGCCUCUAACCUGGUUUUAUAAUCUAAAUUGCUCUCCCGUUUCCUAAGAGAGUAUUUUUUUCCAUGCUUUCCAAAAAUUUCUAUAAUUUCCCAAUGUCCCUUGAGAAUAUAAAAGUAUGUAAUAAAUACAAAUUAGUUUAAAGACAACAUUGAAGACAACAGUUGAACUGUUAGGCCUAUGGGAUCUUUCUGUGAAAGCACUUUUAGAGCUGAUCUUACAGGCCAAGGGAAAAAGUUAUUCUUGUCAAUAAGUAUUAUAAUGGUGAAGCAUGGCUCUAAAGAGGGGAUUUGAGAAGUUACCUUCCUACCAUUCUUUGUACAGUGGUCUAUGGGUGUGGAAAUAGCAUGUCACAGCAGCCUUUUUUUUGAGAGAUAAUUAAUUUCAGAAAUUAAAAAGUUUGAGUUUUUAAAAAAUUCUGUAUUCUGUUACAAAGGAAGGCUCUAUGAGAGAAAAGGCUGAAAGAGGCAGACAUUGGGAAAUGUGGGUGAUGUAAAAAUAAAAGAUAAUAGAACUGUAUUGUAAAUAUUAAAAUGGUCAUGGGGAGGAGAUGCAUCAUAAAUGUCAUUGAAUACUAUUUAAAAUUCUAGACUGAGAGUUUCCUUUUUUCAUUUAAGACUUCUAUCCAUGCCAAAAUGCCUCAGGAAAGCUAGUUCUAUUUUUAAGCUUUUCAGUUCAAAUGUCCUUAUCAUCUCUGAGUUUGUUUCAUUCAGUUGCUUAUAUAUCCAUAAAAAUUACUUUGAGUCCCUUUCUUAAAAAUAUAUAUUUAAUAAACUUAAAAGGGAAUGAGCAGGAUAAGGAAAUGUGAGGAACAGAAAAAGAGAGAGGCCUGGAAGGCAACGACUAGCUCCAUCUACGCAACCCAUUGCAUUUGAGCUUCAUCUUUGAUCCAGACCCCUCAAAAGAUCCUAGCUCACAAGACCCAGGAAGUGCUGAUCCCAUGCCCACCACAUCGGAUUGCAGUGUUGUCAAAACAAGACCACCAAUCCAAGGCUGAGAAGAUGGUGUGCCUCAGACAUCGGUCCUUCAAACACAAGCCCUCCCUCGUUUGUCAUAAGACUAAGUCCCUAAAGAACCAUGGCAGCAACAUCAAUGACAAAUGUCAGCGACCACCACCACACUCUGACCACCAUGAAGUUCACAUUAGACCAGACCUGAAACAAAAGACAAAAGCUUCAGUAGGCCUACUUCAGGGGGGAGAUGCAUUAAGGAACCUCAACCAAAAGGUUCCCCCAGCUGUUUCACCAAAAAUUCAAUCCAGGAACAAACAUCGUCUUCAUCCCAGGGCCAAAUAUACAUCAGGUUCCAAACACCAUACCAAACCCAAACGUUCUUCCCUACAGAAAUCUAAGAGUCAAAACACAAUUCUUCCUUUAAUUUCUGGCAAGACUCCACCACACUGUCAAAUCCCAACUGGUCAUCUAUUGAUGAACACAAACCCUGGUCCAGAGCAAACUACAACUAUUAUGUCAAGUGCCAAGCACCUCUCAGAGAUUCAACCAGAUCCUGACGCUCAAGACACUCCUCCCCUUGAAAUAUUCCACCAAGGCCAAAUGCCCUUGAACAAGGAAGAAUGUGGCACAUUCCCAAGACUUCUGAAUAAUCAGGCAAAAGAUCCAAUAAACCAGAACCACCAAAAGAUUACUCCCCUACAGACUGAGACACCAACAAGUGAUUACAACCAGGCUAAGGAUACACCCAGGUCUUCCAGGCCAUAUAAGGCUCAAUCUCAGAACCAAAACCAGACCCAGCCUGAGCAGAAUAGAGAUGUCCCUCUUGAUUUAAACAAGAUCAACCCUCACACCAUUGUAGAUGGGAUAACUCUUAAUACCCAAAUUGUUGAUAAAAUCAUCAAUACCAUCCCUGAGGCAAAAAUAAAGCAUGAUCUCUAUAAUCAGAUUCACCUGUGGCAGCUGAGGGGAUGUCCCAGACCUGCUACUUGGCCUGGACAAUAUAUGUCUGCUAGUUAUACAGUCUGUUUAAUUUGUGCCUCAUGGAUACCAAAUGGUUGUCCUCAUGUUGGUAGAUUGAAAUGUUUUCCUCUGGCACAAUUGCUGGCCAUACCAACACCUUUACAUGAUUCAGAACAGAAGAAUGUGAGAUUUUACCUUAAAGUGACCCAGGGAACGUCAAACUCUGUUUCAGUUGUCACGAAUUCCCUUCCCAGUAAAGCCAUGCCCUCAGUCCCUUUACUGGCCCCUCCAUCAUGUGGCAACUCGGAUCCAAGUCCUCUACUUGUGCUUCCAAAACUCACUUGGCUGGACUUCAUACUUGCAAAACAUCACCAGUCAAAUAAAGUAAAAUCAUAUCCAAACCAAAAGCCAUUUGAAUUACCCUUAAGGUGUCAGAGAAAUGUAGAAGAAAUUCCUAUGAAACAAAAGAUGCAACUACAAUUCAAGUCUCUCUUAGAGAAAUUUCAAAGUAAGAGAAGAGAAAACUAAAUUAAAAUUUUUAUUUUGAGAAACAA